Culicoides brevitarsis is the source of this 2624-nucleotide messenger RNA. RefSeq names its product neprilysin-2 (gene Nep2). Gene Ontology annotation, molecular function: metalloendopeptidase activity. The transcript is spliced from 11 exons. Gene Ontology annotation, biological process: protein processing. The coding region runs from base 305 to 2623 and encodes 772 amino acids. NCBI's taxonomy places the organism in Eukaryota, Metazoa, Arthropoda, Insecta, Diptera, Ceratopogonidae. The record is from RefSeq and is a predicted model, not a curated record. Gene Ontology annotation, cellular component: plasma membrane.
AUUUUAUGUUAUUAAGUCUUGUUAGAAAUUUAGCGCAAUAUCUUGUUGAGUGUUGUGAAGUAUUUAAACAUUUCUUUUAGAUAACCUGACAAGAGUGGUAGUGUGCCAAAAAUAAUUAAAAAAAAUCCUUAACUUCAAAAAAAAAGUCAACUCAAUAAAGUAAUAUUAAUUUAAAGUGUAAUUUUUUAAGCCUGAUUUUUUAGAAACCAAAUAAGAGUUAAUUGUUCAUUUUUUACCAUACGUAAUAAUUUAUUUAGUUUCUGUUAAAAAUUAUUUACUACACCACUGUAAUAUAUUCAGCACAAUGCAAACAGUUAUCAAAAAUCCAAGUUGGUGGCGACGAAGAACAUCGCUUGAGAGAACAUUGACCUUAAUUAGCAUUGUUUGUUUGGUAGCUGUUUUUACGUUGAUCAUAACGUUGAUAGGUGUUAUCGUAAUUGAGCGAACAAGCAUUAAAAAACUAGAAAAUAUCAGAAAUUCAGCAGAAGCACUAGAUGGAUCACAGAUGAAAUCAGUAUUUGACAAGUCUUUCAGUGAUACUGAUAAAGUAAAGAACAACAGUAAACAUUAUGAAAAUAUAUGUUUAACUAGCGGUUGUGUGCAUUCAGCAUCUAAUAUGUUGAACCAAAUGAACACAAAUACCGAACCUUGUGAUGAUUUUUACGAUUUUGCCUGUGGAAAUUUUGUUAGAGAAACCAUUAUUCCAGACGAAAAAGUAUCUGUGAAUACAUUUUCAAUAAUUGGAGAUAAGUUACAAGAACAACUGCGAACAUUAGUGACUGACCCAAUUCUGGAAAAUGAUCCAGAACCAUUUAAAUUGGCAAAAAAAUUGUACAAAGCAUGCUACAAUAAAUCAAAUAUUGAAAAAAGAGGUACUGAACCUUUAAUUAAAAUUCACAAGUCUCUUGGUGGAUGGCCUGUCAUCGAAGGCGAUGAUUGGGAUGAGUCUAAAUGGAGUUGGACCAAAUCUGUAAAAGACUUCCGUGCUAGAGGAUACAGCGCAGAUUAUAUACUUGAUUUUUCGGUUGGAACUGACUUAAAGAAUUCAUCUAGAAGGAUAAUCGAUAUUGAUCAAGCAUCAAUAGGAAUCAGUAGAGAAUAUUUGAUUAAAGGUUGGAAUAAUACAAUUGUCCAGGCAUACUACAGUUAUUCAGUCGACAUGGCAGUCCUUUUUGGUGCUGAUAGAAAUCGAGCUGAAAAAGAAUUAAAACAAUCGGUCGAAUUUGAAAUGUCAUUAGCUAAUAUUUCUCUGGCUAAUGAAAAACGCCGUAAUGCCACUGCUUUAUAUAAUCCAAUGACUCUCAAGGAAGUACAAGAAAAAUAUAAUUAUGUUGAUUGGGUUCAAUACAUUAAUGUACUUUUGGAAGCAAUUGAUAUAAAAGUUGAUGACACUGAAGUAAUUAUAGUCAGUGUUCCGUCAUUUUUCGAAGGGUUAGGAAAACUUUUAAAACAGACACCUAAACGAACAAUUGCAAAUUACGUUUUGUGGCGUAUAACAGGAUUUUCUUCCUUUUUCUUGACUGAAAACUUACGAAAGAGACAACUACAAUAUAGCACUGUUAUCAGUGGUAAACAAGAACAAGAACCACGAUGGAAAGAAUGUGUUGAUAUUGUCACUGGUAGCUUACCAAUAUCCGUCGGUGCUCUUUACAUUCGAAAACAUUUCAAAGAAGAGUCCCGACAAGCAGCUAUGGAUAUGGUAAAUAAUAUUAAAGCAGAGUUUGAAAAAAUUCUUCAACGUGUAGAUUGGAUGGAUGAGAACACAAGAAAAUCAGGAUUAGAAAAGGUGAAAGCAAUGGCUACUCAUAUAGGUUAUCCUGUAGAAUUAACGCAAAAUGAUAAAUUAGAAGAAUAUUAUAAAAGUUUAGCAAUUGAUGAAAACGAAUACCUGGAAUCAGUAUUAAAAAUCAAUAUUUUUGGAACUAAUAAGGCUUUUCAAAAAUUAAGGAAACCCGUCAAUAAAACAGAAUGGAUAUCUCAUGCGAGACCUGCUAUUGUAAAUGCCUUUUAUUCGUCUAUUGAAAAUAGUAUCCAAUUCCCUGCCGGUAUUCUUCAAGGCCAAUUUUUUUCCGCUGAUCGGCCAAAGUACAUGAACUAUGGAGCUAUCGGAUUUGUAAUUGGACAUGAAAUUACUCACGGAUUUGACGAUCAAGGAAGACAGUUUGACAAAGAUGGAAAUUUAGUAGACUGGUGGAAUAAAGCUACAAAAUCCGCGUAUUUAGAAAAAGCAAAAUGUAUUAUUGAACAAUAUGGAAACUAUACUGAGCCUAGUGUCAAAAUGAAUUUAAAUGGCAUUAAUACUCAAGGUGAAAACAUUGCAGAUAAUGGUGGAAUUAAAGAAGCGUAUUUAGCAUAUAAAGAAUGGAUGGUACAUAAUGGACCAGAGCCGAAAUUGCCAGGUUUAAAUUAUACACCAGAGCAAAUGUUUUGGAUUGCUGCUGCUCAAACAUGGUGCAGUGUUUAUCGACCAGAAACUAUGAAAAUGCGUAUUACCACAGGAGUUCACUCCCCAGGACAGUUUAGAGUUUUGGGGCCUAUGAGUAACAUGGAAGAGUUUUCAAAAGAUUUCAGUUGUCCCUUAGGCUCUAAAAUGAACCCCAUUCACAAAUGCGUUGUUUGGUAAA